Messenger RNA from Toxoplasma gondii ME49, 2114 nucleotides. RefSeq names its product histone lysine demethylase JMJD6a (gene JMJD6a). Gene Ontology annotation, biological process: phagocytosis. Gene Ontology annotation, cellular component: nucleus; cytoplasm. The record is from RefSeq and is a predicted model, not a curated record. NCBI's taxonomy places the organism in Eukaryota, Apicomplexa, Conoidasida, Eucoccidiorida, Sarcocystidae. Bases 1 to 1923 code for a protein of 640 amino acids. The transcript has 10 exons. Gene Ontology annotation, molecular function: histone H4R3 demethylase activity; P-TEFb complex binding.
AUGUCAGGACAGGCUCUCGCGGCCGCGACAGCUGCCGUCCCUUCAGGCGCCGCGACCUCCCCCGGGUCUCGCGAGAAACCGACAGCGAAUGAGAAAUCACCUCAGAGCGCCGCGGCUGCACAGCCGGACCGAUCGCUUCUCAGAAGUCGCUCUGGAUACACUUACUACGGACCGAGUGGAGAAUUCUUUCGCCACAAAAAGACGGCAGAUCGUGUUCGCCGUGCUAAGAAAUAUCACAGAAAAGACAUUGGCCCAUCGGAAUGGGGCAAGUACAACUAUGUCUCCUCGACGAUUUGCGAGGACUCGUUCCACAUCAAAGAGACUCUCCCGCGUAUCUACAAAAGCGAGACGACCUUGAAAGACUUUGUAGAGAAAUUCGAAAUUCCUUGUAAACCCGUGCUCCUGUGUGGAUGGAUGGACGACUGGCCCGCCAUGCACCGUUGGGAGCCUCGCGAACUUGAGCGCAGAUUUCGCUCUGCGCGGUUCAAAGUCGGCGAGAAGGACGACGGCGAAAAAAUCCGAAUGAAAAUGAAGUAUUUCAUCGACUACAUGGAGAAUCAGCGCGACGAUUCGCCUUUGUAUCUGUUCGAGUCCGCUGUCGAGGAGAGAGCAGACACCUGCGGUCUGCUGGACGACUGGACUGUGCCCGAAGUCUUUCCUAUGGAUUUGCAUGCAAUCGUCGGCGAGGAAAGACGACCCCCACACCGGUGGUUUUGCAUUGGCCCGAAGCGAAGCGGCACGACGGUGCAUGUCGACCCUCUUGGGACUGCUGCGUGGAAUGCUGUGACUCACGGCGUGAAGAGGUGGGCGCUCUUUCCUCCUGCAGUGCCGCGCCAUGUAGUGAAAGCCAAGCACCUCUUGAAACGAGGAGAAGACGACGAAGCUAUUAUGUGGUUCGACUUUCUUCUGCCGCGUAUUCGAGAGAAGUAUCCGGACGUUCCUAUCUACGAGUGCCUUCAGAAGCCGGGCGAAGUGAUCUACGUACCGGGAGGCUGGUGGCAUGCAGUUUUGAAUUUGACGGACUGCGUCGCAUGCACACAGAACUUUGUUUCCUUCUCUUUCCUCACUCCGGCGUGGAGGAGCACGCGCAGGGGUCGGAGGAGAUACGCCGUCUUGUGGAAAGAGCGCUUUCGCCGCUUCUUCCCCGAGUCGGUUGGUUUGGGCGUUCUCGACGACUGCGACGCCUUGGACGGCUGGGAGGUUCGCGACGGGAAGUUUUGUCGCAUGCAAACCCAAAGAGGCGCAUAUGUGUCUGAAUCCAGCUCGUCGAGUAGCUCGAGCAGCAGCAGCGACAGCGAAUCUUCCGACGACGAAGACGAGUUGGAAGAGAUCUCGAAGAAAGUGGCGAAGAUGAGGGAAGGCGUCGACGCUGACACCUGGAACCUUUACGCAAAGACCAACGCCGUCUUGCUGCAGCGACGGAGACAGCUGCUCUCGGUCUGCUCUCCUGCAACGUCUGGGGCUCGUGUGACGUCUGUAUCUUUCGAAGAUAGAAGCGGUGAUGUUUUCCUCUCCACGGCGCAGAGUGCCCGUUCCUCAGACGCGGAUGGAAAGAAGGAAGACGGGGCAGGGGGCUCGGCGGAUGCAGAGAGAAGUGGGGUGUCUGUACACCUCGCCAGGCCACCGGAGACGAACGGGACAAACUCUCCAGGAGCAGCGGGGUCGACAGACAGCGAGACCAGCGAAGAUGACAACGAAAGCGACGAGCAGGCCGACGGUAGAGAGAAGAGCGACGCAGCAUGUGGAGCUCAGAAAACUCUAAAGAGGAGAACUGGAGAAAAUGAGGCUGGACGCAACCUCGCGAGUGCCGGCACUGAGAAAGGCGUCGAGGGGAACGGCAGAAACACGGGGGAGACGAGCGCUCUCGGCUCUGCUGCUCAGGAGCAAAACGCCAAAAAAUCACGCCUUCUCACCUCGGAAUAAUCCAUAUGUGCAGUGUAACUACACUCACUCACGAGUCAUUCCGGUUUUACUUCUGGGUGCAAACGCGCCUCCAAGUCCGAGAGGUGCACUUCCACUCUUGUCAGGACGCACGUCCACGCUAAAGCCACCGCUGCAUGAACAGUCGUCAGACGCUCUUCGAACAAGAGGAAACACAACUGCGUAGUGGGGAU